AUGAAGUUUCACCAAUUCGCUGGUGUCCUUCACGGCUUGCGGGCCAGAAUGCACAAGUUCCAUGCACAAUUGAGACUCAUGCCUAGGCCUGUCCACAGUCAGUCAGCAGCCAUGGAAGAAGACGCCGAGCCAGAGUAUAUCUCUCGCACUGGCACCGAGGAGAUUGACACAGUCGCGGUUUCACCAGUUCAUCCUGAGUACAUGGUCACCGGGACCUACUCUCUUCUUGCCAGCGAGGAGACCCCAGAGUACGAAGCGCAGGUCCGCAAAGGCUCGCUUGAAAUCCUGCUAGUGACCCACAAAUGGAUGCCUAGAUACGCGGGCAUGCUGCCACCUAAUCUCGAGAAGAUAUCCUUCUCUUGUGCCAUUCCUGACAUCCACUUUCACCCCACCGAUGGCUCGCUACUCGGCGUUGCCACCAGCACUGGAUACGUUCACUUCUUCCGGUUCUACAAGCACGGUGAUGUUCUUGGGCGUCGAGUGGACGCCAGACUCCUUCCAAUGGGCUUUGCAAAGGUUGCGGACGCUGAUGAACACGGUCUCAAGCCAUUAGUCACCCAGUUCACUUGGUCCCCUGAGAUCAGCACCCACGGCGUCACGGGUAUCGAUGAUUUCCACCGCGCAGGCCUUGCAUUCACUUCAUCAUUUGGCAACACUAGUUAUGUCAUCGUUGAGAUUCCAGCAAUCCGAGACGUGUUCGACCAUCGUCUUGCAAAAGAGGUCCCAGAGCUCACGCAUAUGUCUGCGAAGCUCCACAAGCAUGAACUUGAGGCCUGGACGGUCGCCGCCGUUACCCUUCGCUCCUCAUAUGACACCUUCGACCGUUUGGUCUUCAGCGGCGGGGACGACUCUGCAUUGAUGGCCACGUCCGUCCAGCUCCCAAACACUACAUCGCCAUCCUUCAAUUACGAUGACGUCUCCAUCAAUACAAAUCUGCUCUGGAGAGAUCGCCGUAGCCACGGAGCAGGCGUUGUCGCAAUCCUCCCACUCCCAGCCAUGCACGUACCGCGUGACACCGGGAUGCACGGUAAGAAGGAAAUCCUGCCUCUGCUCACGGGCAGCUACGACGAGACACUACGCAUAUUUGAGAUCGACAUGGUGUCGUACCGGCCCGUGCUGCAGAAAGAGAUGAAGUUUGCUGGUGGCGUGUGGAGACUCAAGGUCUUGGACGAAUACAGCACGAUCACGACCGAUCAAGGCGAACUGAUGCUCCUAGAGCACGAAGAAGAACAUACCGCGCUGCGCACCAAGCACUUCGGCGGCCAAUUGGAACACCACACGUUGAUAGUCGUCUCGUUGAUGCACGCGGGCGCGAUGAUCAUCCGAGUCACGUACACCCGCGGCACGGACCUGUCAGGCUGUUCCUGGAGCAUCACGCCGCUGCAGCGAUUCCGCGACGGACACGAAAGCAUGGUCUACUGUUGCGCCGCCCGCCUGGAACCCCCCCCGGUCUUGUUCCCACGCUUCAGCUACAAGGCGGUCCUGAAAUCCAGCAAGCCGAGAAGAGAGGGUGACGAUGACGCCCGAUGCCCCACCUACACCGUCGUCAGCACCAGCUUCUACGACAAGAAGAUUUGCACUUGGAAGUUCAUCGAUCGCUUCAAGGGCCGUGCUCAGCUGAAGCCCAUCGAUUGCACGAGAAAGAACGAUGACACAGUUGGUCGUCGGGUAUUUCAACAAGCUUGA
This is a messenger RNA of Exophiala aquamarina CBS 119918, 1686 nucleotides long. RefSeq lists its product as uncharacterized. NCBI's taxonomy places the organism in Eukaryota, Fungi, Ascomycota, Eurotiomycetes, Chaetothyriales, Herpotrichiellaceae. Gene Ontology annotation, molecular function: protein binding. The coding region runs from base 1 to 1686 and encodes 561 amino acids. The record is from RefSeq and is a predicted model, not a curated record. The transcript has a single exon.